This is a messenger RNA of Saccoglossus kowalevskii, 1299 nucleotides long. RefSeq names its product chymotrypsin-like protease CTRL-1. Lineage: Eukaryota; Metazoa; Hemichordata; Enteropneusta; Harrimaniidae. Gene Ontology annotation, molecular function: serine-type endopeptidase activity. The record is from RefSeq and is a predicted model, not a curated record. Gene Ontology annotation, biological process: proteolysis.
CUCAUUCAGAGUGGAAACGUUUUGCUGCAUUGAAGUUCCAAUACAGUGAAGGAUACUAUAAUGGAUUUCCAGUAUAUAUACCUGAUAGUAAUCGUUGCAUUCUGCUCGGAGAUUUCUGGGCAAUUGUAUCCUAACCGCAGUAUAGAGCUACAUGCUAUUGACGGGUACAUUUCGGUAAACAUAUACAAUGGUACUGACGCAGAAAUAAAUGAUUAUCCAUGGCAGGCAGCUUUGUUGUAUAAGUCUGGUGAUUAUUGGUAUUUUAUCUGUGGGGGAUCACUUAUCAGUAACCGACACGUAUUGACGGCGGCGCAUUGUGUUGACGGUGACGUUAAUGCGCCAGGACGUUUUGGCAUUUUACUUAAUACUGCCGUACUUAGUCUUAAUGGUAAAAUAGAUGUGGAGAAAAUAACAAUGAGUGAAUUUUAUGACUCCUCGGAAUUUCACAGUGACUGGGCCGUUAUCACAAUGUCAAAGGAUGUACAAUUAGGAGUUGGGGUAAACACAAUUCCAUUAGCAGAGACGUACGAAGAACUUAAUAACUGCGUAAUUACUGGUUGGGGUACUGCACAGAGGGACGGUCCAAUACAUACUACACUCCAGAAAGGUGUAGUCGAUAUAAUGCCAUGGUUACAAUGUAGACAAUUAUGGGGAAAUUGGAUUACAGAUGACAUGACCUGCGCAGGUAGCGGGUCAGUAGGUGUGUGUUCGGGGGACAGUGGAGGACCGUUAGCUUGUUAUGAUGUACGUCAAGACCGCCUUGUUCUUCAUGGUAUUACAAGCUGGGGUCCUGUUCCAUGUGGAGCAGAUGGCCUUCCAGAUGGAUAUGCUCGCGUUAGCGUAUUUCGUGAUGUUAUUAUGGAUGUAGUGAAUGAACAAACUACCACUGAGGCUCCAAUUACUACUCCAAUUGUAUCCACUGCCGCUCCCACUACCACACCAGUUGCAGCUACCGCUGCUCCCACUACCACACCAGUUGCAGCUACCGCUGCUCCCACUACAACACCAGAUGCAGCUACCGCUGCUCCCACUACCACACCAGUUGCAGCUACCGCUGCUCCCACUACCACACCAGUUGCAGCUACCGCUGCUCCCACUACCACACCAGUUGCAGCUACCGCUGCUCCCACUACAACACCAGAUGCAGCUACCGCUGCUCCCACUACCACACCAGUUGCAGCUACCACUGCUCCCACUACCACACCAGUUGCAGGCACUGUCGUUCCCGAUGGAGGAGGAAACAACGAAAAAGGACGAGGAAAAGGACAUGGAAGGGGAGGAAAAGAAAAAAAGCAGUGA